Molecule: messenger RNA, 1543 nt
Organism: Phragmites australis (common reed)
Lineage: Eukaryota; Viridiplantae; Streptophyta; Magnoliopsida; Poales; Poaceae
Product: caffeoylshikimate esterase-like
Exons: 8
Coding region: 385-1332 (315 amino acids)
Cellular component (GO): membrane
Molecular function (GO): lipase activity
Source: RefSeq, a predicted model, not a curated record
UUCGUCCUCCUCCCUUCCCCUGCCUGAUCGAGCCUUCUUCUCUCUCUCUGCUUCUGUUUCUCUCUCCUCCCUCCCUAACAGCACCGGCUUGCUUUGUAGCCGCACAUGCAUGUACUCUCUGUAACAUUGCUGCGAACCUUUUUUUCUUCUGGUUCAACAAGCAAGUAGCCGCGGUGAUCGAUCGAUUGCACAUCUUCCUGCUUCGUCCUGAGUUUUGGUGUGCGAAAGAGCAAUCGAUACGAUGGAUGUAGAAUACCACGAGUGGUCGAUCGAUGGCUGCAGGAGUACGUGAGGAACCCGCGGGGGGUGCAGCUCUUCACAUGCGGCUGGCUGCCGGCGUCUUCCUCGCCCAAAGCGCUCGUCUUCCUCUGCCAUGGUUAUGGCAUGGAGUGCAGUGACUUCAUGAGAGCAUGUGGGAUCAAGUUGGCCACGGCAGGGUAUGGUGUGUUUGGGAUCGAUUACGAGGGCCACGGCAAGUCCAUGGGCGCCAGGUGCUACAUCCAGAAGUUCGACAACGUCGUCGCUGACUGCGACCGGUUCUUCAAGUCCAUCUGUGACAUGGAGGAAUACAGAAACAAAAGCCGGUUCCUGUACGGCGAGUCCAUGGGCGGAGCCGUCGCUCUACUGCUGCAUAGGAAGGAUCCAACCUUCUGGGACGGCGCCGUCCUUGUGGCGCCAAUGUGCAAGAUAUCGGAGAAGGUGAAACCGCACCCGGUUGUGAUCACCCUCCUGACUCAGGUGGAGGAGAUCAUCCCAAAGUGGAAGAUCGUCCCAACCAAAGAUGUCAUCGACUCCGCGUUCAAGGACCCCGUCAAGCGCGAGAAGAUCAGGAAGAACAAGCUCAUCUACCAGGACAAGCCCCGGCUGAAGACUGCGCUGGAGCUGCUCAGAACAAGCAUCGAUGUUGAAGAUAGCUUAUCAGAGGUGAGGAUGCCGUUCUUCAUCCUGCAUGGCGAGGCCGAUACAGUGACCGAUCCGGAGGUCAGCCGUGCGCUCGUAGAGCGCGCAGCCAGCACCGACAAGACCAUCAAGCUCUACCCGGGGAUGUGGCACGGCCUCACCGCCGGUGAGCCUGACGAGAAUGUGGAGCUGGUGUUUUCGGAUAUUGUCGCGUGGCUCGAUGAGCGCAGCCGCCAUUGGAAACCUGAAGAACGGGUAAGAGCUCCGCCGGAGCCCGAGAAGCACCACCAGGCGGCGUCCAAGAAAAUCGCCCGCGUCAGCAGCAGCAACAGCACGGAGAGUCCGGUGUCAGCGCACGGCCGGCCUCAACGGCGCGGCAGCUUCCUCUGUGGACUAGGCGGCCGAGCACACCAGCUGCAAUGUAGGAUGUAAUUAAAUAUGGAGCACAAUCCAUUGGUCAGCUAGCUGUUCACUAAGAACUGUACAUCACAUAAGAAAUAGAUGCUCAAUAAAAUCUUGUUUCAUCAGAGGAAGUGUUGUUUAUCUCACUAUGGUUUCUGAGUUCAGGAGAAACAUUGGCUGCCUAAAGCAGGACAUACAUUUCACUUUUGAGUUUUCACAACAUGUGAUUUACACCAUAUAA